AUGGCUUCCUUGUUAAGUUCAAUCGCUAAGGCUAUCAAACCAGAGACCCAACAAAAGAAGGAGAAGGCUCAGCAAAAGACUGCUGCUGAAAGAGCUGCUCUUAAGAAGACCAGAAAACUCUCUAACAAAGAAAAGAGAAAGGUUAUCUACGACAGAGCUGCCAAGUACCAAAAGGAAUACACCGAUGCUGAGAGAUCAGUCAUCAAGGCUAAGAGAGAUGCUAAGGCUUCCGGCUCUUACUACGUUGACGCUCAACCAAAAUUGGUUUUCGUUGUUAGAAUCAAGGGUAUCAUGAAGAUUCCACCAAAGCCAAGAAAGGUUAUGCAAUUGUUGAGAUUGACUCAAAUCAACUCCGGUGUCUUUGUCAGAUUGACCAAGGCCACUGAAGAAUUGAUCAAAUUGGCUGAACCAUACAUUGCUUACGGUUACCCAUCAUUGUCCACCAUCAGACAAUUGGUUUACAAGAGAGGUUACGGUAAGAUCAACAAGCAAAGAAUUGCUUUGUCUGACAAUGCCAUCAUUGAAGCCAACUUGGGUAAAUACGACAUCUUGUCCAUUGAAGACUUGAUCCACGAAAUUUACACUGUUGGUCCAAACUUCAAGCAAGUCAACAACUUCUUGUGGCCAUUCAAAUUGUCUAACCCAACUGGUGGUUUCAGAUCAAGAAAAUUCCAACACUUUAUCCAAGGUGGUGACACCGGUAACAGAGAGGAAUUCAUCAAUGCUUUGGUCAAGCAAAUGAACUAA
Lodderomyces elongisporus is the source of this 747-nucleotide messenger RNA. RefSeq names its product 60S ribosomal protein uL30. Gene Ontology annotation, molecular function: structural constituent of ribosome; RNA binding. Lineage: Eukaryota; Fungi; Ascomycota; Pichiomycetes; Serinales; Debaryomycetaceae. Gene Ontology annotation, cellular component: cytosolic large ribosomal subunit. Gene Ontology annotation, biological process: maturation of LSU-rRNA from tricistronic rRNA transcript (SSU-rRNA, 5.8S rRNA, LSU-rRNA). The transcript has 3 exons. The record is from RefSeq and is a predicted model, not a curated record. The coding region runs from base 1 to 747 and encodes 248 amino acids.